Molecule: messenger RNA, 459 nt
Organism: Neurospora tetrasperma FGSC 2508
Lineage: Eukaryota; Fungi; Ascomycota; Sordariomycetes; Sordariales; Sordariaceae
Exons: 2
Coding region: 1-459 (152 amino acids)
Source: RefSeq, a predicted model, not a curated record
AUGCGUCUUCUAGCCUCCACCUACCUGUCUCUCACACUCCUCAUCAUCGCCGCCUCGGCCGCCGUAGUCGAAGAGGGCUCAACCUGCAUCGUCACAACCGCCCAAGUUGUUACCUAUGGGGAUCAAUCCCGCCUCCGGCUCUCCUGCCCCUGCUCCCGCAACUCCCUUGUUCCUCUCCAACCCAGAACUCACCACAUCCGCCGAUUAAUGAACACCACCGACCUGUCAAACGUAACCAUCUACAUCCGCGGCACCUUGAUCAGCCGACAACUUAUUCUACUGGACCUCUCUCUAGACGGUAAAGACAUGACCAUACUCGGCUGCUUCUCCUCCCCCUCCCCAGAUACCCCCCAGACACGUCUCCAGAUCCAGCGGGAAGUGGUAGUGCGCUCUUUGACGGCCAAGGCCAAACCUGGAUCGACCAAAACCAAAAGAUGCGAACUAGCAAGGGGCGACUAA